Messenger RNA from Menidia menidia (Atlantic silverside), 1885 nucleotides. The record is from the annotation of a GenBank genome assembly. NCBI's taxonomy places the organism in Eukaryota, Metazoa, Chordata, Actinopteri, Atheriniformes, Atherinopsidae.
GAGACCAACACACCGACAAUAACAGUAAGUUUCAUUUACCUAUAAAAGCACUGCCGCUUCAAAAACAUCUUUCUAUUGAUCGUGUUUAAAAGCAGAUUAAGGCCUUCAGUCUUCAGUCCUUCUCUGAACAUCCUGUUCUGAACAUUAUUAUUUGCUGUACUGAGCCCUGUAAAGUCAGAGGUGCAGUUUUUUUCCCGUUUGAAAUGUUUUGAGUAUUUGACAACCUGAUUUGGUUGUGAAUCUGAGGGGAUAUGGACCUCUCUAAAAAUAGGCUACUGUUUAAGCUCCCUGACUGUAGAAAGCUGGGCGCUGAAUAUGUUUGGAAGAGGCCUCUUGAUUUGGUGCUCAUGUCUCUAGGCCUCGUUUCAAUGCACCAGGAUACUCCAGACAAAAUGUCUGAUGUUAUAGAGGUGAUCACCCUCAUUGAUGAUCAGUUCAUUGUGUGUAUUUCAUACCAGCAGCAGGCUUCUGUUUGUUCAUCCUGAGACAGGUGCCAUGUCUUCCUCUGAACCUGAAAAAACUCGAGCAGGAAAGAAGGUGAAAAUUUUCUCAUACGUUGUGGGAAAUACCCAUGAUUCUCACAAAAAGUUUCUCAAAAAACUCCGGAAAAGUGGUGCCAAAGUAGUGCUUGAACAAGCUAAGAGCAGUGCGGUCAUUGUCUUCUGUCCAAUCGUCAGUCGUUUUACUACAGAUGUUGAGUCAGCGCUUUCUGGUAUCUCAGGAAAUCCCAAAAUUAUUCUGGUGGCGAUGCAUCAUACCUAUGACCCAAACUACACUCUACCAGACCACAGAAACGUUGACAACUGUCAUGUUGUCAAAGUCGUGGAAUGUCUGUUUUUUGAGAAAAAGGGACUUUUAAAAUGCUCUCGCAAUAAAAGGGCAGUGAAAUUGGUCUGUGAACAGCUGGGUCUUCGGAACAAAAUUCUGACCUUUAAAGGGAAAGAUAAAGCGGUCUAAGGACUGGUCUGGAGGUAAAACACAUGCAGUCGUGAUUCAUCUUUUUCAUUUAUAGUGGUUCCAUGGACAAAAUUCAGAUCACUUACUGGAUGUCACUAGGAAAGAUUAGAUAAUUUGGAAACAAUCAAAUGAACAUAAGAGCACUUAUGAUCAAAAGAAGCAAACUUAGACUGGACCUUUAGACUAAAAGUCUUUUAUCUUACAACAUAAUCCAUGAAGAACAAUUCUGAGCUCUUGAGGAGCCACUUUUCCAGACCUUAUAUAUUUAAAGUUCCUAAUACAACAAAAAAUUAACAUCAAUAAUUGAUUAAAGCAUGCGAGUAAUAUUUCUUUGUCCAAACAACACGAUAAAUACAGUUAUUCCAAUUGCUCCCACACUGAGCUGUGAUAGAGUUCCCCACAUCCUGUCAGCAAGUGUGGGGCUUUGGUUGGUUUGCUAAAAGGAGCGGGACACAUUCACACAUGUUGAUUAAUAAUGUAUUCAAAUGAAUAACUUAAUCUGAAUGUGUGAGUUCAGUGUGCUUCACCGUUUCGUGAUAAUCCCAAGGGUAGUGCACAACAGUUGUUGACCACCUCUAAAAAAAACAAUUGCCCUGGAAAGACGUUUUGGUGGAAUUCAGGGAGCAGAGUUUAAGGUGUUACGAUUAAUGCGCCACGAUCAACCCCUAAACUUCGGAGGACACAGGGUGCACAUAUAAAUCUCAGGUGUGUUUCGCAAACACCUAAGAAAUCACUCUGGAUGUUUAAUUUAAUCUGGAAUUAUUUUUCCUUUAAAACAUUUUUUUAAAUGAAAUAUUUGGUGUGCUUUUACUGUGGAAGAUAAUGUGUUUUGUUGCUUUAUUUGAUGUAAUGUCACUAUACCAUGACACUUCUAUAAAGUCAAACAGAAUGUGGGCUUGGAAAAUAAAGCUAACUUGCGAAUGUAGUG